Messenger RNA from Talaromyces marneffei, 1857 nucleotides. RefSeq lists its product as uncharacterized. NCBI's taxonomy places the organism in Eukaryota, Fungi, Ascomycota, Eurotiomycetes, Eurotiales, Trichocomaceae. The record is from RefSeq and is a predicted model, not a curated record. Bases 1 to 1857 code for a protein of 618 amino acids. The transcript has 4 exons.
AUGCCGUACGAGCCGUAUACCUGGCUCUUACCUGCCAAUCUGAAUGGAACCCUGCGUCUUGUCUCGAUAGUUCCUCGCGAAGACAGGCCUGGUGCCAACCUGGAAAUGUGGGAUCUUCCUGAAAACUUGAUAGAGGGGCCAUGUCGCCUCCUGGAAUUGCCUUUGGAGGUCCUGAUCAGUAUACUACACCAGAUCGAAGACAAAGCAGAUCUUUAUGCCAUGCUACGCGCUGCCCCUAGGCUUUACAAUGUUAUCAUACCCAUCUGGUGGAGCCACUUGACGAUCAACCUUCGUACCGAUAGAUACCCUAAAUCGGAGCCAACGGCUCUCUCGCGUUUACUCAAGGCGCAUUCCCCGGAACUUGAUCGUCUCCAGUUUGUCAAAAGCGUUGUUGUCAAGGGAACUUCACCUCCUUUAAACUGGUGCGUUCACCGCAACCGUAUGUAUGGGAAAUUUUUCCAAAAUAUGAGCAAUGAGAUCGCGAGAUUUUUGCGCCAAUUGCGGCCCAACAGCCUAAAACACUUCAGUUGGACUACGGGCACAUGCAUGGCGGAUUCUUUGAUCGCUCCAUGGGGAUGUUUGGCGACGACACAGCGAGACCUCGAAGAAUUGAAGCUUGUGUUGAGUGCUAAGUGUCCCGACCAACAAAGCAGCUUGUACCUGGGCUCUUUCAGAAAGCUCAAAUACCUAUCUCUGCGAGGUCUUAAGUAUCUACCUAAAGCUUCGUAUUUCUACCAGUACCUAGAGGCUAUGAUGCUAGGCUCGUGCGCUACACUCAAAGAGUUGGAACUCGCUGUUGUCCCCGCCGAAGACGAGGCCCCCUAUCGCGGCGUCUUGGAUGGCAAGCAAUUUUUCCCAGUCCGCGGGGCUGGCUCAUCCUCUACACCAAGGGAAGUGCCAAUUAUAUUCACAAGUUCCUGGUACAGCGAAUUUGGCGAGCAUUUCUUCCCAAUUCACCCGAACACGGAUGGUUUCCUGUUUCCCAAUCUCCGUGUUCUACAUCUGGAGAUGGUAUCCUUGGUGGGUUGUGCAGCUAGACUUGUCCAGACUAUAGAUGUGGCGUCCAUGACUUCCUUGACGCUCCGUCAGUGCAAGGGCUGGGACGACCUCUGCAAGCUUAUGAUCCAGGCAGAUGGACAGCUGAGUCUCCGCAAGCUCGAGUUGGAAUAUCUACACGCAGGACGGGAUCCUAAUGACUGCAUCAUCAACCUACUCGACCGCUGUUCCAAGAUUGAGACCAUCUCUAUCUGCGACGGAGGUGAAUGUUCUGAGGGGCUAGCACUGAAGAUGUGGAAGUCGCUUUGUCGGGGGCGAUCCAGCCUCCGAGGUCUGGUCCACCACCAAACUGACUUCAUCUACAAAAUUGAUUGCUUGGGUCCUACCGUGGAUCCUCGGGGUGAUGUUUAUAUUGUUCAUCAGCUUCUGAAUAAACUCUCGGAAUGCAUUAAUUCGCCAAAAGCCAACCCGUUUGCUGAUGUCAAUCUCGAGUUUCUCGGAAUUUGCUGCUUCCCUACCGACAUGUUGGUAGGGAUCCUCCACCCGCUUGCCGAGAAAAAGCGCCUGCGUGUCCUUCAUUUCCGCAAGUCCGCAUACGAAAUGAACGCAAUCAUGAGUCUACGUCGAGCAAUCGAUCGCUUUGUCGUAUGGGCUCUUGGUCACAAUGGUAUCCCAUCCCUGGAAGUGGUCCUGUUCGGAGACUUUUCGGCCUAUAGAGCGAAAAAGGGGGUCAACUGUCGCUAUACUCGAACCGACGGCCAGUAUCCCGGUUACGAUGUCAAGGUUGAUCCUGAUAUCUCUGAUCUUCCGGAGUGUUACUUGUCCAUGGCCAAAGCUUGCCCUAGUCAGUUCACUAUGUGA